AUGGACGUUGACGACGCCCUUCCGCCUGCCAUCCGCCGUUCGCCUAGGGCCGCCCUCGAAGUACAGAAGCAGUACAGGGACCACCGAACUUAUGUUUUUGACGAGUCCGACGAGGAUCUAGAUGAAGCAGCCCCACCUCCAAUAGCGCGCAGUCGAUCUGCUUCGAUUGAUGGUGAAUCGACGUCUCGUCCUGCCUCCUCAUCAGGCUUCAUCAAUCCACUCCGUUCCCAUCCAGUUGAUGCGCCUCCGCCAAAGAAUCCCGCCCGUCAGUUUUCUCGUCCGUUUCGAAAUCACAAAGUCCAAGAUGUACCGUCACCUGAUCCGGAUCCCCCACUUGAGCCGCCGUCUUCACGGCGACACCCACGCGGACUCAUAUCGUAUCGAAACAACAAGAGGGAAAUCAGUAACAUCAAGCGAUUCCCUCCACAUCUGCGACGGCAGACCUCGCUAGAGACUAUCAACUCGGUGACCACAACAGCAUCUGAUGAUCAGAGCAUCUAUGGCCACGAUCCGCCUGAAGUCGAGGCUCCUUCACCGGAUUGGUUUACCUUGGAAGAUGAUCCGCCCACCAAUCCCCCACCUAGUAUCAUGUCUAAGCCCUCGUCGAUGCAUUCAUCAAGUGGAAGCUCGAGAGGGACGUCUACUCCCGUAGAGACACCCCUGGAGUAUGGGAGCCUCGAUCACCAUACACCGCAGUCACUGUUUCGAAAGAUGAUGCCUCGAAGGUUGACAGAUAAGACGCAAGAUGCUCCUCCAAGCCCUACUCGCCUAGUCAUAGCAAAGUCAACCUCAGUUGACCGUACCUCCGCCCACAUAUCCAACUUUUCAAGAUCAACGACGUCCCUAUCGGACGAGCAACGAUCUGUGCCAGAAGAGCGUUCCCUCCAGUCUAUACUUGACAACGUCGAGCGAAGCCGAUCUGGAUCAAAGUCAAGCGGAAGCAGUAAAUGGAGUGCGAGUGACUUUGACAUAAGUACUCUGACUGAAACCGAGCUAAAGAGGUGUCAAAAGAAAGGUAUUAAUCCAGCCUUGUACGCUGAGAUGCGGGCAGCCAAAAAAGGAAAAUGGACUAGUCCCAUAGCUGGCAAUACUUUCCUAUAG
Molecule: messenger RNA, 1101 nt
Organism: Alternaria atra
Lineage: Eukaryota; Fungi; Ascomycota; Dothideomycetes; Pleosporales; Pleosporaceae
Exons: 1
Coding region: 1-1101 (366 amino acids)
Source: RefSeq, a predicted model, not a curated record